Messenger RNA from Diversispora eburnea, 567 nucleotides. NCBI's taxonomy places the organism in Eukaryota, Fungi, Glomeromycota, Glomeromycetes, Diversisporales, Diversisporaceae. The record is from the annotation of a GenBank genome assembly.
AUGAUUUUUCCCUGGGUUUACUCUUUGGAAGUAGAAAUUUCUUAUCGUGAAGCAGCAAUGGCCUUUCCUUCACCAACUUCCGUAUCGUGGAGUUGGCCAUUACAAAUUAUGCCUUUUAGAAAUGAACCAAGAAUGAGGCCAAUUAAUACUCCAAAAAAUAAUUUACUUGUGAAUCUGAAAACAAUGGAUGGGGGAGAACAAGUACCAGCCGACAUCUUAAAAAGAAAAUGCGUACUAAUAAGAGUACGUUUUAUUACUGAGAUCGCAAUGCGCCUAUUUGCCAGAAAACAUAUCUCAAUAUGUUGGGAAUUGGCCGCACCUAUUUGGAAAAUGUCAGAAAUCAUCUGGCAACGAAUGGUCUAUCGUGAUUUUAUUGCAGGUCUUGAAAACAAUAGCACGUUGAAAUCAUUGAAAUAUGAUGCAUUCCGCAAGUUAUGGUACCAAUUAACGCCUUAUGUUCAAAUUAUGAGUCCAAGAACGGAUUUAUGCGAUGCGAUACUUGUCAACGUUUUCGGAACGGCUUACAGUACAAUUCUCGCAAGGAAGAGGAAGCAAAAGAUUUACUGA